AUGAUGCUCUUCUUCCUCACCUGCCUGCUGGCUGUCUUCCCAGUGGUCUCCACGAAGAGUCCCAUAUUUGGCCCCCAAGAGGUAAGAAAAAUAGAAGGUCGCUCAGCAGACAUCACAUGCUUCUACCCGGACACGUCUGUCAAUCGUCAUACCCGGAAGUACUGGUGUCGGCAGGGAGCUCAAGGCACCUGCACAACCAAAAUCUCCUCUGACAGCUACAUCUCCAAGGACUAUCAGGACAGAAGCAGCAUCAUCAACUUCCCAGAGACCAACACAUUUGUGGUGAACAUUGCCAAACUCACGACAAACGACACUGGGAAAUACAAGUGUGGUCUGGGCAUUAAUACCCGAGGGCUAUCCUUUGAUGUAGCCCUGAAUGUCUUCCAAGGUAAGGAUCCAGCCUCCUGGGGUGGAAUCGAAAUCUACACAUUGGACAUGGGUGACACACUGACUGUUGACUGCCCCUUCAAGAGUGAGCAUGCUUCAAGUAAGAAGUCCGUGUACUGGAAAUCAAACAACAAAGACUAUGUUUUAAUAGCUGACUCCGAAGAUGAAUAUAAUAUAGAUCCUGCAUUUGAAGGCAGACUAAAGCUUCAAUAUUACGGUACCAGUGAAUUGAAGUUUACUCUCAUCAUCAAACAAGUCCGGCCCAGUGAUGCCGGGACAUACAUGUGCUUGGCUGGAGAUGAUUUCCAAGGUCCCAACGGUGGGAAAGAAGUUGACCUCCAAGUGCUGACACCUGGGCCUCAGCUCGCUUAUGCAGACCUGAGGGGCUCGGUGACCUUUAACUGUACCCUGGGCUCCAAUGUGGACAACGAGGCCAAAUUUCUGUGCCGAAUGAAUAAAACGAAGCAGUGUAAUGUGGUCAUCAACACCCUGGGUACGAAGGACCCAGCCUUUGAGGGCAGGAUCCUGCUCACUCCCCAGAACAGCAGCUCAUUCAGCGUGCUGAUGGUCGGCCUGCGGAAGGAGGACACGGGCCACUACCUGUGUGGUGCCCAUGGCUCUGGGGAGCUGCAGGAAGGCGCAUCCAGUCAGGCUUGGCAUCUCUUCGUCAAUGAAGAGACGUCAAUUCCCGCUAGACCCUCUGUGGUGAAAGGAGUGAAAGGAGGCUCUGUGUCCGUGCGCUGCCCCUACAACCCUAAGGAAAGAGACAGCCUGAAGUACUGGUGCCGCUGGGAAAAUACUCAAAGUGGCAGCUGCCCACUGUUGGUGCAGAGCAGCGCGGGAGUGGUUCCGGAACAGCAUGAGAACUACAAGGGAAGGCUCGCACUGUAUGAAGAGCCAGGCAAUGGAACCUACACCGUCAUACUCAACCAGCUCACUGCCCAGGACGCUGGCAUCUACUGGUGUCUGACCAGUGGCGAUGAUGGCUGGACAACUACAGUGGAGCUGCAGGUUGUGGACGGAGAACCAAACCUCAAAGUACCCAAGGAUGUCACUGCUUGGGAGGAAGAAUCUCUCAAGCUCCCCUGCAAUGUAUCAUGCCGAUUCUACUCCUCUGAAAAAUACUGGUGCAAGUGGACGGACAAAGGUUGCAGGACCCUGCCCAGCCAAGAUGAAGGCCCAAGCCAGGCCUUUGCGAACUGCGGCCAGAACAGCCAGCUCAUAAGCCUGAUCCUGAACCCAGUCACUAAGGAUGAUGAGGGCUGGUACUGGUGCGGGGUGAAGGAUGGCCCCCAAUACAAAGAGACCGUGGCGGUCCAUGUAACUGUCAAUAAGAGGGUUAAAGCGGGCGGCAGGAGAGAUGUCAACCAAGUAAUUGCUGCUCCUGAUAAGGAGGUGAGAGAGCCAAGUGUCAGGAAGAUUGAGAACAAAGUCAACCAGGAUCCCAGCCUCAUUCAGGAUCCCAGCCUUUUUGCAGAGGACAGAGCAGUGAAGGAUUCUGGAAGUCCAGAUGAUGGGGGCAAAGCAUCCCCCGAAACCAGCAGCUCUGCAGGACAAGGUGGCAGCUCUACUGUGCUGGUCUCCACUCUGGUGCCCCUGGCCUUGGUGCUGGCACUGGGGGCUGUGGCACUGGCAGUGGCCAGAGCCCGUCACAGGAGAAAUGUUGACCAAGUUUCAAUUAGAAGCUACAGGACCGACAUCAGCAUGUCCGAUUUAGAGAACUCCAGGGAUUUUGGAGGCAAUGACAACAUGGGAGCUUUUCCAGACAAUCAGGAAACUUCCCUCGGAAGAAAAGAUGAAACCAUCACCACCACUGAGAACACCAUGGAGACUGAAGAACCCAAGAAGGCAAAAAGGUCAUCCAAGGAGGAAGCUGACAUGGCCUAUGCUGCCUUCCUACACCAGUCCAACGACAUGGCUGCCAGAAUCCAUGACAGCCCCAGUGAAGCCUAG
Talpa occidentalis (Iberian mole) is the source of this 2340-nucleotide messenger RNA. RefSeq names its product polymeric immunoglobulin receptor (gene PIGR). Gene Ontology annotation, molecular function: transmembrane signaling receptor activity. The record is from RefSeq and is a predicted model, not a curated record. Bases 1 to 2340 code for a protein of 779 amino acids. Gene Ontology annotation, cellular component: plasma membrane. Lineage: Eukaryota; Metazoa; Chordata; Mammalia; Eulipotyphla; Talpidae. The transcript is spliced from 11 exons.